Molecule: messenger RNA, 948 nt
Organism: Penicillium salamii
Lineage: Eukaryota; Fungi; Ascomycota; Eurotiomycetes; Eurotiales; Aspergillaceae
Source: the annotation of a GenBank genome assembly
AUGUCAAUUGCCAAUCUUUGGAUUCGUUUCAAAAGGCGACAAGAAGUAUGUCUUUGGUUCGCAGAUACCCCCAUUUGUACUAACACCCGCAGGUUGUUGGACCACAAGGUCCAGGCGGAGUACUUCGACAAUAUUGCUGGUAGAUAUAUGCGAUUCUGUGACGAUCACUCGAAAGAUCUGGAAGCCGCACAUGCAUCUCUUCCAAAAAGCUCAUCGAACGAUGCAACUUCCAACCCGCCCGCUCUCCAGUCACCCUUGAAAUCGAACCCCGCACGGAGGGGCAUUCCGCCACCAGCAACAGAGCUAUCCACGCUCCUGCUCUCACUUCGCAAGCUGCGCGAAGCCGUUCUGGCAACGGCCGCGACAGUUUCGACGGCAUUUUCACAAAGAAUCCACGUCUUCUCCAUCCGACUAUCUAUCCUCGCCCAUCACCCACCCUCAUACUUUCCUUCCUUGCGAUACGUCCUGGACAAACUGCAUUCACCAUCCCAUCCGCUCCCGGAAGCCAAGGAAUUAAUUACAUAUAUGAUCCUCGAUUAUGCCUGUCGACAAGAAGAUAUGGCAGCAGCCUUUGAAUUGCGCGCCCGCGCGCGCAGAGAGCACGCUUACCAGUCACAGAUGGUAGACAAGGUUCUCACGGCGCUGAUCCACAACAAUUGGGUGGUCUUCUGGCAGGUCCAUAACAGUGUGGACUCUCAUGUUCGCGCAGUGAUGAAUUGGGCUGUAGAUCGGAUGCGCAGACAUGCGCUCAAGGCUGUCGGCAGUGCUUAUCUCAACGCGCAUAUCAAUUGGAUUCUGCACGGCUGCACGGGAGACGAUCAAGGUUGGACAUGGGAGACAUUGGCUGAGAAAGAGAAGCUCCGUUGGGAACGAGAGGGUGAUAAGAUUAUCAUUAAACGGCCAAGACAGAGGCCGCCAAAACCAGAGCCAAAUUCAUUGGCUGCAUGA